CAUAGCUGGGUGUCUGCCCUCGCUCCCCUCCGCUUCGAUUCCCACACACCUGCCGCGCAAUACAGCAGUUGAGAGCGCAGGAGCUCCAAGGUAGCUAGCUAGGAGACGAGGAGGAAGAAGAAGAAUAGGGUCGUCGCCGACUCCCCGCGCAUGAAGAGGGAGCAGUCCUUUGAGUUUGGGGAUCCCAGUGCCCAAGAUGCUAUGGGAUCUGCUGCCUCGGAGUCGUCUUACAGCCCUCCCGGAGCUGUGUUUGGGCUCUCCCCACCGGAGUCGGCCUCGCCGCGCAGCGGCCGGCAUAACAGAAGGAGGGAUAGACCUUCAUGGGUCAGACUCACGUACACACCUUAUUUUGAUGGUCACUUGUGGCGAAAAUAUGGGCAAAAGAAAAUCAAGGAUGCUGAGUACCCUAGGCUAUACUUCAGAUGUUCUUACCGUGAGGACAGGCAAUGCCUGGCCUCUAAGCUGCUGCAGCAGAAGAACGGCGACGACCCACCACUGUACGAGGUGACCUACACGUACGAGCACACGUGCGGCGCACCGCCCGUCUCGUUCCCGGAUAUCGUGGCCGAGCCGCCGCCGGCCGCCAGGGAAGGUCUGGUGCUCAGGUUCGACUCCCCCGGCGGCCACGGCGGCCACGCACGGAUGCAGCAGAACGGACACUGCCAGCAGUCCACGUCUCGGAGUCCGUUCAUGAUGCUCAGCUUUGGUUCCAGGAGCCAGACGCACGAUCAACAUCCUGCCGUCUUCCGCUCUGACUUGGAGGCCGGAUCAUCGUCGUUUCCCACCGAGGCGCCGCCGGCGCCGCCACCACCGGCAAACGGCGACGGUGGGGACAUGCUCUCGACAUUGAACUCCUUCGCAUAUGAUUUCGACAAUCAAAUGCACUUCGGCGAUCACACGUAUUUACCUCAUAAUAAUAGUAAUUACGAUUAUGAUGAUUACUGAUCAGAUGUGUGUAAGCGCUGCGAAUCGCAAGCCUGCUCGUUACAACAUGUGGCGUCCUUUGAUCUUUAUUAUGUGAAAGUAUAUUUAUGAGA
Messenger RNA from Sorghum bicolor (sorghum), 1037 nucleotides. RefSeq names its product probable WRKY transcription factor 30. Gene Ontology annotation, biological process: regulation of DNA-templated transcription. The record is from RefSeq and is a predicted model, not a curated record. Bases 151 to 945 code for a protein of 264 amino acids. Gene Ontology annotation, molecular function: sequence-specific DNA binding; DNA-binding transcription factor activity. NCBI's taxonomy places the organism in Eukaryota, Viridiplantae, Streptophyta, Magnoliopsida, Poales, Poaceae. The transcript is spliced from 3 exons.